Molecule: messenger RNA, 1506 nt
Organism: Salvelinus sp. IW2-2015
Lineage: Eukaryota; Metazoa; Chordata; Actinopteri; Salmoniformes; Salmonidae
Source: RefSeq, a predicted model, not a curated record
AAUCCAACAAUCUCUGAUUAUGCGUUUCUGUAGGAUGGAGUUCCUUUGGCUGAUCCUGAUACUCUGCGCCCUGGUCAAAACCAACCCAGCAGACGUAAUCACGAACGGACCCCCUACGGGAAUCGUUCUCCGCGACGACCCAGGACUCCUCAUAACUAACUGCAGAGUACACACGCAGAGGGUGUAUGUCCGCCUAGAUGCAGGGAAUGUGUACCGCCAACACAUUCCACCUGCGGAGCAUUUGAGUUGGGCCGGGGCUGACUGGACCAGCCAGGCAAUUAAGCACGCCCAGCUAGACACUGCCCAUAUGUUGGCCCAACUCCAAAAGUUCACAGUAACCCAGUCAGAACUAGCAGAGCCCAGGCGAGAGAAACGAUUCGUCGGGGCGCUACUAUCGAUAGGGGCAGCCGUAGGGUCACUAUUUGCCCUAGGUACCACUGCCGUCAACGCAGUCAGUYUAGCCACAGUCAAGAGGAAUGUUAGGGAGAUUACUGAAGAGAUGCCACUUAUCCAGCAGCAGAUGAAGGCACAGGCCCUCAGGUUGCAACAUGUGGGAAAGUCUCUCCAGGACACUAUUCUGGUGGUCAACACACACGCUACUCUCCUGAACAAAACUAUCCUGACUGUUACCAUGAUCCUUGGUCUUAUUUCCCUUGGCGUGUGCACCUACUACGUACACAGGCGCACACGUGCAAUGGAAGACCUAAUGAGGUCUUAUACUAGGAUCACCCGUGGGACGGAAGCGAUUCCAAUUUUUGGAAAGUUGGCAAUAGAUCCUGAAACCCCCUUAGGGGGCCCAGUCCCAGCCUCCUCUCCCGAACUCGUUAGGUCAGCCCAGUAAUGUGCCCAAUGUAAGCUUUGGCCUUCAGGAGCCAAGUUUUUCCAAGUGCCUUAACUACCCACCUGCAAGUAGGAUCACCCUAGACAUGACAUUAGAGACAAUGCCAUGAUAGAGUCAUUUAGCCAAGACCUUGGACAUAUAUAGAACAUAGUCCAAAUUAGAUGAUUAAGGUGUGGUAGACACAUUUUGUAUACUUUUAUGUUUUUAUUCCAUUAUUUUUCGUUUCAUUUCCUUUGACACUUAGSAAGCAGUAGAGCCCACAUGCCRCUCGUUUGGGGAGGAAAUGUAAUGAUGUAUUGCCUGAGUGUUGUGCGUUAUUAACGUCUGCCAAGUUACUGCCUAGGUCCACUAGCCGGGAUAACCGGACAACGGGCCGGAACACAGAGCCACUGCCGGACCUCCCAGGUCCAUUCUGGUGGUUGUCCGCAGCUUGUGGAAAUCCUACCAGAGUGAACCACCAAAGGAGGGGGGGGAGGGACUGCUACGAUGAUCCACAAACCAGGACAUUCUUAUGGUGGGUUGCAACAUGCAGAAUGAUUCCAAGUUGAACCUACCAGAGGGGGACUGUCAUGACGGUCCUGACCAGGUCAGGUUACAGGACACCCACAACCCCAACAGAGGAGGAGAGAUCUAGGGUCUGAAGAUGUUUUUUUUAUCUGGAGUAC